AUGGCCACUAGAACCAUUGUCAUCGACCACGGGUCUGGCUUUCUAAAGGCUGGCUUGUCUGGUUGUAAUGAGCCCCAGAUGGUUUUCCCGAGUAUCGUGAAUUACAUCCCAUGCCGGGAGAACCCUGGCCCCAGCUACGCCCAGAGACGCGUGAGUCUGGGUAUCGACUUUGGCCGUCCUGACACCUACAGCUACCCUAUCCAACGUGGCCGUGUGCUCAACUGGGAGGGCGUGGAGCACAUCUGGUCGUUUGUCCUGGAGAAACACAGGCAAGAGAACAAGGACUUCCCAGUGCUGAUCACAGAGAGCCCUUUGAAGGAUCCUGGGGAACGGAAGAAGACCUUGGAGAUAAUGUUUGAGUUGCUGGAUGUGCCCUCCGUCCUCCUGGCCGACCAGCUGGAGAUGUCGCUGUACGCCUCCGGCCUCCUGACUGGUAUUGUGAUCGAUUCCGGCUAUGGCCUGACCCGAGUGAAGCCUUUCUACCUCGGCCGCGCGCUGUCCUCGAGCUGCACAAUGCUGGAGUUUGCAGGCCAGGAUCUCUCUGCUUACCUCUUCAAGAGCCUCUUUAAAGAAGAUUGCAACCAGCACAACCUGUUCCAGGUGGAGACGGUCGCCAUGACCCAAAUGAGCAAAUGCUACGUGCCCCAGAAUUUGGCGGAGGUGCUGGACUUUCCCCAGAGCCUGCCCAGCAGCUCUGAGGAGAGUAACACCUACCGUCUCCCCGAUGGCACCCUGGUGGAGCUGACCCCCAUGCAGCGGCUUGCCCCUGAGAUGUUCUUCAGUCCCCAGGUAUUUGGCCUGCCGGGGCCCGGCAUCUCCCAGGCCUUCAUGGAGGCCCUGGAGAUGUGUGAUGCCUCAAUGCAUUCAUUGCUCAAGUCCCAUGUGAUAGCGUGUGGGGGGAACACCCUGUAUCCCGGCUUCACCAAGCGCUUGUACAAGGAGCUAACAACCGAUUCCUUCUCCACUAGGCUCUGGGUGGGCACCAAUCGCAACUUCAGCGUCUGGCUAGGGGCCUCCAUGCUGGCUCACCUCUCCAGUUACAAGUCUGAGUGGAUAACCAGAGAGGAUUAUGAUGAGGUGCGCAGGCUGUAA
Molecule: messenger RNA, 1092 nt
Organism: Elephantulus edwardii (Cape elephant shrew)
Lineage: Eukaryota; Metazoa; Chordata; Mammalia; Macroscelidea; Macroscelididae
Gene: ACTL8
Product: actin-like 8
Exons: 2
Coding region: 1-1092 (363 amino acids)
Biological process (GO): skeletal muscle thin filament assembly
Cellular component (GO): stress fiber; actin filament; striated muscle thin filament
Source: RefSeq, a predicted model, not a curated record